CGUGUGCGUGUGUGCGUCUGUCUACCGCGCUUGGCGGACGGUGGUGUGUGUGCGGCGGCGGCGGAUUUUGCGGCUCUGCGGUGCUUAUUUGUGGUGCUCCCCCCUCCCUGCUUGUUUCCUUCGUUCCACCUUUGGGAUAACGCCGAUCACCUCCUGGACGUGCCGUCAAGAUGUCGGACGAUCACAACAAUCAUGAAGACUCCAACGAGAUCCAGGACAUACCGGAGAUCGAGCUCAUCAUCAAGGCGUCCACAAUUGAUGGACGGCGGAAAGGGGCCUGCCUCUUCUGCCAGGAGUACUUCAUGGACCUCUACCUGCUGGCAGAGCUGAAGACCAUCUCCCUCAAGGUGACGACAGUGGACAUGCUGAAGCCUCCGCCUGAUUUCCGCUCCAACUUCGACUCAACGCCACCACCGAUCCUGAUUGACGGGGGCGAGGCAGUGCUUGAAAAUGAGAAGAUUGAGCGCUACAUCAUGAAGAACAUCCCCGGUGGGCACAACCUUUUUGUGCAGGACAAGGACACUGCCACCGUCAUCGAGAACCUUUACAGCAAAUUCAAGCUGAUGUUGACGCGUCGGGAUGAGCAGUCCAAGAAGUCUCUGCUGAACCAGCUGAGCAACAUCGAUGCUCAUCUGCGCAAGGGGGGCUACCGCUUCCUCACGGGCGACACCAUGUGCUGCUUUGACUGCGAGCUCAUGCCCCGCCUGCAGCACAUUCGUGUGGCUGGCAAGUACUUUGCGGACUUCGAGAUCCCGCGCAUGCUGUCGGCACUGUGGGGCUACAUGGGUCACAUGUACCAGCUGGAUGCGUUCACCCAGUCGUGUCCUGCCGACCAGGACAUCAUCAACCACUACAAGCUGCAGCAGAACACCAAGGUGAAUAAACACGAGGAGCUUGAGACGCCCACCUUCACCACGUCCCUGCCGGCUGAGCUCAACAACCACCACUGAAGCGGCCACCCUUUUGUCCUUCCUCCUCUCCCGCCCAUCCUUUGCGAGAUGAUGAUGCAGCACAUCGAAACACGGCCAGCAGUACUUGUGUCAUCGGAGCAGCAUUGUCACUGGUUGUCGCUUCUAUUGACAGACCUAUUGUGUACUCCGAAUUGACGGUGUUGACUGGUGCUGGUACAGCUAGCAGCAUUUCGUGCGUUUAAUUGUAGGAGCACCAAAGCCUGUAAAGCAGUUUGCGAAGCCAGCGUCUCUCUUCUGCAGUGUCGUUCGCAUGGUGGGGGGGCUGUUCUUCCAGAGUGGGUGCAAAAUCCACGAGGCUGUGGCAGGUGGGUUGGCUUUGUGUUGUCAAACAUCUCUCGCGGCUGUUGUCCGUGCGUCCCAACUUGGCAGAUGUCCCGUUGCAUGUACUAUUGAAAGGUCGACAUGCAGGCGUGCAUUUCUGCGUUCUGGAAAAGAACGCAGUACUAUAUUUUGAAGAUAUAGGCCGAACUGACUUGUAUUGCUAGAAAAAUCUGUGGCUACAUUCUUGUACACUGAAGCUCGUUGACAUAAUGUAGCAAACAACGCAAAAAACGGGACAUAAGAUUAAGGGAACAGACAACAUGGGUUUUGUGUUAAGGGCUCAUGUCAUCUGUUUACUGUGGCUGCAUUCUUGUACACUGAAGUAAUGUUGACAUAAUGUAGCAAACAACGCAAAAAACAGGACGUAAAAUUAAGGGAGCAGAAAACUUGGGUUCUGUGUUAAGGGCCCAUGUCAUCUGCUUGCUUAAUAUUGUGUCCCGAUUUUGCGUUGUUUCCUAUGUUGUGUCAUUGUGCCAACAAACCUGGCUAACAACCAUUUUGCAGUACUGCAGACAUUACAUCCGGAAAGAAAAAGGAGCUGUGGUUGUUUGCAUGGUGAAAAGUUAGCUACCUUGCAAGAAUAUUGGUUCUAUAAUGAAGACAUGCUGUGCGAAUAAGUGCCUGUAGUAGCAGCCAGUGCAUGCUGCAGUUGAAGCUCGAUAUAUCGAUCACGGUUCUAAUGAAUUAUUGGAUAUAACAAAAGUACUUUUGUGUCCGAUGCGACUUUGUUAUAACGAAGUUUCACUGUAUUGACUUGCACUUUCGCAGCCACAAACUGUUAUGAAGGGGGUGAUAUACCAGUUGCUCCGCUGAAAGGAACUACGUGUGGUGCUGUGUUCUUUCUUGAGCAAAAAGUUUACAUCGCACGCCUCAGCGUUUUGCUGCUCUUGACUUCGGCAACAGUUAGCGUUGCCUACGUGUUGUUGACGUUUGGAUUACGUACUGUCAUGCUCCUCGUUUUCACUUAACCAGCCUUAAACAAAAUCUAUCGAAGAGGGGUGCUUGUAGAGGAAGGUAUUGGAGGUACAGUUAGCCGCAAAAGUUUACGGACUACGCUGUCCGAGAAAAAGCUGAAUAUCUCUGCAUCCUCAGAAUGUAACCCGGUAUUACAUUUCCAGCGUCCACUAGUAUGUGUGAACAACAUUGUGCUGUGCGGUAUUACUACCUACGUUUGCAGGCUGCUCUGAAAUUCAAUGUUUUCUCACAUCCCAUGGUUCGUAAACUUAGCAGUUGACUAUACAGUGGACAGAGUCAAUGCCACCUGUCCACACAGGUAAUUUCCAGUGAACUUUUGUCAGCUGCUGCUGUUUUGUUUUUUUCUACUUUUAGUGUUUUGCUCUUUUGUUUUCAACCGGCGCCUUAUUUGUGCUUUUACUGGUCAGUGUUCUUGUUCUGUAUUUUUUGUUUCUCCUGUUGGGAGGGAGUUUUAUCAGCAAGGUGGCUGGCAUGUGUCAGCCAUUUAAAGGUUGGAGAAGCCUGCAGUGAAAAUUUGCACAGCAAGCAAUAGCUGCCUUGCUGGCUUGUCGGCAUUUUCUGUCUAAGGCGUGUGAACCUUAAAUUUAGUUAAUAUAUUUGAAUUUUUUAAAGUAUGUUUGGUGUUCCUUCUGUUCUAUAGUCCAUUGCUGUCCAGCGGUCUGGUUCUGCUUGUCAAGGUAGUGAAAAAUCAACCUCGGUGUUGCAGCCUUGAAUCUUCUAGAGCUGUGCUUAAUGCAAAGCAGCUGCACACCGCAGCAGUCUGAAAUGCAGCCUGGCAGAUGUAAAUCCAGCAGCAUUGUGCUGUUUUAUUAAUGCAGUUCUCUUGUGAAGUGUUCUGAACAUGUUGGAAAGAAAAGGCGAUUCCCAAUGUACGUCAUAUAUUUCUUAAGCUGCUGCGUAAUGGUUACUGGUUACUUUCGUAUGGGAAAGAGAACGCAUGAGAGCUGUACUAAACCUGUGUCUAGGAGAGCUUUCAUCUGCCUCUUUGACACUCCAGACUGCCGCGAUGGAGCUGGCAUCUGUGUAUUAAACGUCAGCCUGAGGACAGAAGAGCCUGUCCAACUUACUUUAGAGUGCACGACCCGUUGGGCAGUUUUCUACUUUGAUGAUACCAUGUGCCAUCCGAGUGCACUGAGCUGAUGCGUGAAUCGAGCUCCCAUGUCCUUUAACGCACACCAUAGGGGGCCACUCCCAGUGGUCUUGGGACAUUUUCGUGAAGUGCCACUUUUGUAUGGGGGCGAGCCUCUGUACUGUCGCCGGGCGUCCCGGCCUUGUCGGUCACGCCAUUCGUCUCAUCAUUGCCUUGUGGGUUCUGUCAUGCCCACCUUUCAAAAUUAGGCUUUUCAUUGUGUGAGCCGCUGUGUGCCUUUAUCUUUUUUUCCUUUCUAUGAAAACCGGCAGAGAUAACUAGUUGUAGAUAUACACCCAUGUACAUAGGACUUGUGUGUCUCCCUGCUCCGGGUGACACGUCCAUGUUUGUUAUCCUAGACAAUAAUAGCGUUUUGAAAAAAAGAAAGAUUACUUUCCUGAAGUGAAAAAAAAAAACUUGUACAUGUGACAUGCUUGCUUACUGACACAUGCCGCAUUAUCACUGCACAAUUUAGGCGAUUGUAUUCAGGUGAAAAGUGCGACAACCUUACGCAUUGCAACAGCCAUUCGUCAUGCACACAUUGAAAUGUCCUCCCUAGCUUUUGUUACUGAUGUGUGUGCCUUUGUUGACACAUUGUUGGAUGUUCUGCCCGAGCUUUGAUUUGGAUUAGGCAUGGUGUGCUGGACGUUUGAUGACUGGAAGAACUUUGCAUUGUGCCUCAAAUCUUGCUUGUAGAGCCCCUUAAUGCCAUGUUUCGCCUUUGCAAUUCAUUAUUCGAUGAACUUUUUAAAAAAACACGUCUGAAAGCAGGCAUUGGUUCAAGGAAGUUGCAGAGAAGCUAAACAUUUUUCAACUUUAGCAUAUUAGGCUAGGAUUGUAGGUGUGCAGCAGAAUGGGGGACGCGUGUUGCUGUCAUUGUGCCACUACACAAGGAUCACUGCCGAGGAUGUUGCAGCGUCGUUCAGGUUGCUGCUAUAGGCUGACAUUGCGAGCUUCAUAGCUUCCCUUUACCAGAUUAACAUGCGAGCAUGGUUCACCUAAGUGCAACACUGGAGGCACAAUGCAGGAAGCUUGCAGGUGUUCCAAGGUGAGCAAAUUGUGUGUGCAAGAUACUGGGCAUCGUUCUGUGGAUGUAAUAUGCAUGCAAUGCAUGGUGGCAAGUUAAUUGUUUGUCAAAGGACAUGCUAACGCCCAAACUACAAGAAGCUGUUGUGCAAGGCACGUGCAUAAAUUCUGACGAUUUAUUCAGAGGACAACUUUUAAAGCUGUUCAAAAAUACUUGUAUAGAAGCCUGAAUUUUGUUUUCAUGCGUGAGUGUGUGUGUGUGUAUGCGUGCGUGGAAAAAAGAUUUUGCACACUGAGCAGUUUGUAAUGCUUGUAUGCAACAAUAAACUCCACACAAAAAUUCUA
This is a messenger RNA of Dermacentor silvarum, 4767 nucleotides long. RefSeq names its product chloride intracellular channel exc-4 (gene Clic). The transcript is spliced from 5 exons. Gene Ontology annotation, biological process: chloride transport. Gene Ontology annotation, cellular component: cytoplasm; apical plasma membrane. Lineage: Eukaryota; Metazoa; Arthropoda; Arachnida; Ixodida; Ixodidae. The record is from RefSeq and is a predicted model, not a curated record. Bases 171 to 950 code for a protein of 259 amino acids. Gene Ontology annotation, molecular function: chloride channel activity.